Molecule: messenger RNA, 1499 nt
Organism: Daphnia magna
Lineage: Eukaryota; Metazoa; Arthropoda; Branchiopoda; Diplostraca; Daphniidae
Gene: elgi
Product: E3 ubiquitin-protein ligase NRDP1
Exons: 5
Coding region: 120-1073 (317 amino acids)
Biological process (GO): protein K63-linked ubiquitination; regulation of canonical NF-kappaB signal transduction; positive regulation of JNK cascade
Cellular component (GO): plasma membrane signaling receptor complex
Molecular function (GO): ubiquitin protein ligase activity
Source: RefSeq, a predicted model, not a curated record
CCGUCAUUUCUGUUGCCUGGCAAAAGAAAGGAAGAGAAGGAAUACAACCUUUUGCUGGAAAGCUAGUGUAUGUAAUUAAUUAGGUCAACGUUUUCUUUUACUCUUUUUGGUCCUUCGUUAUGGGGAUAGAAAUCAACAGAUUUCAAGGUGAAGUAGAUGAGGAACUGUUGUGUCCAAUUUGCUCCUCCGUUCUCGAAAAUCCUUUACAGGCACCACAUUGUGAGCAUGCAUUUUGCUCUGCAUGCAUUCAUGAAUGGCUUUCCAGACAACCAACUUGUCCUGUUGACAGACAAAACAUAACACCCCCUCAGCUAAGGCCAGUGCCAAGAAUACUUCGUAAUCUCCUAUAUAGACUACAACUUACUUGCGACAACUCUGUCUAUGGGUGCACAGCAAUAUUGAAGUUAGAUGCCCUAGAGUCUCACGUACAAGAAUGCGAGUUCAAUCCAAAACGACCUGUGCCAUGUGAACUUGGCUGCGGGCUAGUAGUGCCCAAAGAUGAGUUGAAAGAACACAAUUGUGUGAGGGAGCUGCGAUCUCUGAUGCAGGCCCAGCAAUCAAAACUUGUGGAAGUGCAGGCUGAAGUAGCCGAAAGCAAAUUUCAGAUGGGAGAACAGAAACGAGAACUUCAACUCUUGAAGGACUAUAUGCUAGCCAUGAGAAAUGCUAAUCCGUCGCUGCGUAUUCUAGCUGACCAGAUGGAAGCCGAUGAAGUGAGACGCUGGGCCGAAACGCUUCCCAAAGCAAGAGUCCUACGUUGGGGGGGCAUGAUCUCGACUCCCGACACAGUGCUACAGUUACAGGCAAUGAUCAAGAGAGCCCUUUCCGAGUCGGGUUGCCCUCCGCACAUCAUCCAAGACUUGAUGGAGAACGCUCACGAAAGGAGAUGGCCCACGGGAUUGUCAUCACUGGAGAUACGCCAACUAAACCGACGUCAAUAUGAGAACUAUGUCUGCCGACGGAUUCCGGGCAAACAAGCCGUCGCUGUCAUGGCUUGCGACAACGGACACAUGAAUCCCGACAUGAUAUUGGAACCAGGUCUCAUCAUGAUUUUUGCUCACGGUGUAGAGUGACACAAUUCCAGCUACCAGAAAUUCUCCGCAGCGUCUUAUUCAUUCAACAUGUCUAUAGUGUCCACGCAGUCGGCUGGACCACCCAGCGAACCGCCAUUACUUAAUAUAUCCUUUGGCAUUUAGUUUUUUUUCCCUAGAUUUUUCUUCUCAUCCGAUUAGUUUGUCCCCUCUUAGAUCAGGUUCAGUCGAAGCUAUUAUCAUUUAACGUUUUUUUUCCACCAGAUCUUUGUUCCAGCAAUGUUCUCUCCGAGCAGCGAAUGUAUCGAAAUGUUCUUAUAUGCUUUCUGUUCAUAACUGAUUUCUUGAUAUGUAAUGUUUGGUGGAAUUUAUUUCCUUUUUUUGUUUUGUAUGUGCAAAUGAUUAUUAAUCAUCAAUGAGUUGUCACAUAAGUGAUAUGAAAAUAAUAACUGAAAAGUCUAUCAUGUU